UUUAUCAGGAAGCUCUAAAUAGGUAUAUAACAUGUGAUGCGAACCACAAGAAACAGCCAUCGAUUACCUAUCUGAAUCGCGAUAAAAAUAUUUUAAACAGACAUGAAGAUAAUUCUGGCUCUUGCAGUUGUUUUGCAAGUUUUCAUCUCAAACGCAGAUGGCUACAACUACAAGGAGGUGGUUCAGAAGUCGUUACUGUUCUACGAGGCCCAGCGGUCAGGAAAGCUGCCCUCAGACCAGAGGGUCACGUGGCGGAAAGACUCCGCCCUCCACGACAAGGGAGCCAAUGGAGAAGACCUCACAGGCGGUUACUAUGAUGGAUCUCCGCUCCUGUUUCCAGCUGGCGACUUCGUGAAGUUUGGCUUCCAGAUGUCGUUCACGGCAACGAUCCUGGCCUGGGGGUUGCUGGACCACCAGAAAGGUUAUGAGGCUGCAGGCUCUUUGUCGGAGGGUCGCAAGGCGCUGAAGUGGGCGCUUGACUACUUCCUGAAGGCGCACGUGAGCGAGAACGUGUUCUACGCUCAGGCCGGCUCCGGGGUUCUCGACCACAACUACUGGGGCAGACCCGAGGACAUGACGGAGGCCCGUCCCACGUACAUGAUCAACACGACCCACCCUGGCUCCGACCUGGCCGCUGAAACCGCCGCAGCGCUGGCGGCCUCCUACUUGGUCUUCAAGGACGUGAACUCCACCUACGCCAACAUCCUGCUCUCUCACGCGAAGCAGCUGUACAGCUUCGCCUACAAGUACCGUGGGAAAUACUCGGACGCGUUCGACGACAUCAGAUGCUGCUACAAUUCCUCCGGCUACGAGGACGAGCUGGUGUGGGGGGCGGCGUGGCUGUACCGGGCCACCGGGGACAAGACAUACCUCACCUACGCCGAGAACGAGUACUCGACCAUCCAGUACUACAUCGGGUUCAGCUGGGACCAGAAGGCAGGCGGAGCUGAUGUUCUGCUAGCCAAGUUGACAGGGGACAGAAAGUACUUGACCAAGAUGAAGAACUACUGCGACCAAAUGAUCACCUCUCAGCAGAGGACGCCGAAAGGACUGAUAUUCAUCAGCCCGUGGGGAUCUCUUUCCAGCACUGCCUACGUCAUGCAAGUUUGCCUCGAGACCGCCGCCCUGGGAGUGAACGCCGUCAAGUACCGGGCCGAGGCGAAGAAGCAGAUAGACUACAUGCUGGGGGACACCGGCUUCAGCUACGUCGUGGGGUUCGGCAGCAAGUACCCCACGCACUGUCACCACCGCGCCGCGUCGUGCCCCGACGCGCCCGCCAAGUGCGACUGGACGCAGUUCAGCACCGCCGAGCCCAAUCCUCACGUGCUGACGGGCGCGCUGGUGGGAGGUCCGGGAGCCAACGACGACUACACGGACCUGCGCUCCGACUACGUGCACAACGAGGUGGCCACCUACUACAACUCGGGCUUCCAGACGGUGCUGGCCGCGCUCAUCGAGCUGGGCUACUCCUCCGAGUAGACCCCGGACACGUCUGGCGGUCGACGGACACCCGAGAGCUACAACAUCCUUCAAAUGUAAACUCUGAUCGAAAUAAUAAAAGAAUCAUCCCCUGCCAA
This is a messenger RNA of Bacillus rossius redtenbacheri, 1577 nucleotides long. RefSeq names its product endoglucanase E-4-like. The record is from RefSeq and is a predicted model, not a curated record. The transcript is spliced from 9 exons. The coding region runs from base 103 to 1479 and encodes 458 amino acids. Gene Ontology annotation, molecular function: hydrolase activity, hydrolyzing O-glycosyl compounds. Gene Ontology annotation, biological process: carbohydrate metabolic process. NCBI's taxonomy places the organism in Eukaryota, Metazoa, Arthropoda, Insecta, Phasmatodea, Bacillidae.